This is a messenger RNA of Trypanosoma cruzi, 987 nucleotides long. RefSeq lists its product as uncharacterized. The coding region runs from base 1 to 987 and encodes 328 amino acids. The transcript has a single exon. NCBI's taxonomy places the organism in Eukaryota, Euglenozoa, Kinetoplastea, Trypanosomatida, Trypanosomatidae. The record is from RefSeq and is a predicted model, not a curated record.
AUGACGGAGGAAGCGCUGGCGCAGCAGGUGCUGCAGGAGUUCAUGGCAACGCGUCACGCUGGGUCCUCGGUGGAGCUGCUCUGCUUCGUGUUCUUUGCGCGCCUGCAGCAGACGACUACGGAGCGCUACCCACUUGCGUAUAAUCGUCUUUUAUUGGCGGGGCUUUGGCGCGGCAAGUGUCAUUGCUUUGCGGAUGAAAAUGUGGGACUGCGCUGCUUCCUCCACACGCUAAGGGACUGCGCUGAGACUAGAGAUCUGGAGGUUCACAUCGCGCCCAGCGAGUUGCGGUGCUGUGUGAGGGACGAGGAUGCCCGCGCGGUGCGGCAGGCGGACGGCAGCGUUGGCGCGCUACUGCGGGAGCAUCUUCUCCAGAAGGGUGCCUUGCAUCGCUGGUGUGACGAGGCGGUGAGGGCGGCACAGGCGGACGGUGGUGCGGGGUGUGCUGAUAGAGCCUUAUGGCGAGUGACGCGCUUGCGCGGCACACGAGUGCACUGCGGCUCCGCCCUCACUUUGUCCAUUGCCUUCAAUCGUGGGUGCCGGCGAAUUCCGGCAGGCGAUCCGCGAAGGAUUUCUUCAUGGCGGCUAUGGGGUCAGAAGCGAGGGAAGGAGAGAGGGGAGCCACGCGCUGGGGAAAGAGGGUGCGGGCUGCUGCGGCCGCACCUCGUUGUCGUCACUUCAGUUUGUUGUCGUGACAGUGCUGUCAUAUUUUGUUUUUUCUUCACAGAAGUUUUGGAUUGUGCGUUCUUUUUGAUUGCUGGGAGGAGAGGGUGCGUGCGUGCUGUGCAUUUGCGAGAGUCUUGUGGGAGGACCGUGAUUCGCGGCGGUGUGGCGGAUGUGGCGGUGUGUGCGGGAGUGGCUCCGCGGCGAAGGGCGGAGAGCGAGGUGCCCCAGUUUGUUCUGGGGACUGCGGUGCAUGGACUCACCGUUGGGCUCGUGGGACCCUUGCGCGACAUUCACAUGCGUGCGCUGGCACGACAGUGCCGGUGA